AGAUGUUGGGUUUUAUUAUAGUAGCCUGUUUCUGCCAAGGAAUUUUCAGGACAGAAGCAUUCAAAAUUCCACAAGAACCUGUGACUAAAUAUACAGUGGAUCCUGAAUGCUUUUUGAAUGUUACUGAGAUUAUCCAUUAUCAUGGCUACCCAAGUGAGGAAUAUCAGGUUGAGACAGAAGAUGGAUAUAUACUCACAGUUGACAGAAUACCUCAUGGGAGAUAUAAUGAUGGAAACAAAGGUCCCCGGCCUGUUGUGUUUCUGCAACAUUGUGUGGUUGGAGAUGCUUCCCAAUGGAUUUCAAACCAGCCCAACAACAGUUUGGGUUUCAUACUAGCAGAUGCUGGAUAUGAUGUUUGGCUUGGGAACAGCAGAGGGAACUUGUGGUCUUCAAAACAUAAAACACUGGACCCAAAAAAGAAUGACUUCUGGAAAUUCAGUUUUCAUGAAAUGGGAUACUAUGACAUUCCAGCAGUCAUAUACUUCAUUCUGGAUAAAACCGGUCAGCAACAAUUAUCUUAUGUAGGCUUUUCUGAAGGCACAACAAUUGGUUUCAUAGCUUUCUCUUCUUGGCCGAAACUGGCAGAAAGAGUGAAAGUGUUUUUUGCAUUGGGACCCAUAACAACUGUAACAUUUGCUACAACCCCCUUGGUAAAAUUGGGACUACUUCCUCCAUCGUUAUUACGCGCUAUACUGGGCAACAAAGAACUGCUUCAGUUGCCUUUAUUUCUGAGAAAGCUGUUGGCUGCGGUUUGUAGUCAUCAACCUAAAUUGUGCGCUGGUGCAAUUAAUUUUUACGCUGGAGUAAACAUUGCCAAUUUAAACAUGAGCCGAAUUGACAUGUAUACGGCACAUUUUCCUGCUGGAACAUCUGUGCAAAAUGGCCUUCAUUGGCACCAGCUAUUAAAUGGAAAGGUGUUCCGAGCAUAUGACCAUGGCUCUGAGGAAAAGAAUAUGGCAAAGUACAAUCAGACAACUCCUCCUGUAUACAAGAUAGAAGAUAUAAAAACUCCUAUUGCAUACUGGACUGGAGGAAGAGACUUAUUUGUACAUCCAAACGACAUCGCAGCAUUACGGCCACGGAUUAAGAAUCUCAUCUAUGAAAAACAUAUUCCUGAAUGGCAACACUUAGACUUCAUCUUUGGAAUUGAUGCAACUGAGCGCAUGUACAUGAAAAUGAUGGAGAUAAUGACGAAUAUUUAAUUCUACUAAGAGAUGUUUGGAAGUCUUGAUAAAUGUAUUACAUAUACACAGAUAUCAUGGAUAAGAUGAGAGAGCCAUAAUGCAAGUCAAUACUGCUUUGAAGUCUUAGUGCCACUGAGCUGAUAAUUUAGAUGAGGAAGAAACAUCUAUAAUGCUUCUUUGAUGCAACAGAACAGACCCAUGCACAUGCUGAAGCAUAUUCAUUAUCCACUAAAUGCUUCCUUGAAGAUUAAGAAGUGAAUUCUUCU
Molecule: messenger RNA, 1450 nt
Organism: Elgaria multicarinata webbii
Lineage: Eukaryota; Metazoa; Chordata; Lepidosauria; Squamata; Anguidae
Product: lysosomal acid lipase/cholesteryl ester hydrolase-like
Exons: 9
Coding region: 3-1202 (399 amino acids)
Biological process (GO): lipid metabolic process
Molecular function (GO): hydrolase activity, acting on ester bonds
Source: RefSeq, a predicted model, not a curated record